AUGGAAUCAAAAGCAUCUGUUGCAUCGGUGAAGUGGUUAUUCUUAGCGAUCUUGUUGGUUUGCUCUUACACCUUCAUCGAAGCAUCAGCAAAUGCCAAAGAUCGGAGCUCAAACUCCCUCAACAAAACUGAUACGCUACCAGUCACAAUCUACUAUGAAGCACUCUGCAGUGACAGCAUGGUCUUCAUUACCAAUCAGCUAUACCCGUUCUGGUUGCGCCAUGAAAAAGAAAUGAAGUUGCGCUUGGUACCAUUUGGAAAGGCCUGGGUUGAGGAGCAGCCAAACGAACCGCCCAAAUUUCAUUGCCAGCACGGACCUCGAGAAUGUCAACUGAACAUUUUGCACGGUUGCAUUCUUCAAAAGUUGCCUCCCAAAAAGGCAUUUACAGUAGUGGCAUGCCUCAUGAAGAACUUCCGUACAGACUUCGAACAGUGUAUCGAAGGACAUGAAUCGUUCAAAAACGCCGUUGUUAAUUGCAGCCAAGGCCCACAGGGAGGAAGUUUGUUCAAAAAGUUUGCCAAUGAAACAGACUCCGUUUACCGGCCGCUUCCAUUCGUACCUACCAUCGUUGGCGAUCAGCCGUAUGACUUUUACGAACAGGACGAUUGGUUGCAGCAUUUCGAAAGAAAAUUUGUGGAGCGGUAUGAAGCAAAGUUUGGUGUCAAAUUAUAA
Molecule: messenger RNA, 672 nt
Organism: Anopheles marshallii
Lineage: Eukaryota; Metazoa; Arthropoda; Insecta; Diptera; Culicidae
Product: GILT-like protein 2
Exons: 4
Coding region: 1-672 (223 amino acids)
Molecular function (GO): oxidoreductase activity, acting on a sulfur group of donors, disulfide as acceptor
Source: RefSeq, a predicted model, not a curated record